AUGAAGACGGCAACCAACUACAAUUUCCUCAUCGUCCUGAUCGUCACCUUUGGGUCAUUGACGUAUGGGUACAACUCUGCUAUCAUCGGAGCCGUGAUAGGCCUCCCGUCCUUUUUCCAGUACUUCAACAUCGACAUCACGUCGGGUGACGGUUCGCGGAUUACUGGCGGUGAGUGCUUGCGCAUAGGAACUCCGACACCAAUGCUAACGUUUCUGUCAGCUACCAAUGGACUCUUUGCUGGAGGCGGCUUCAUCGGCUGCUACCUGAUAACAUGGCUGGCCGACAAGGUGGGCAGGAAAAGAUCCAUCCAGAUCACCUCGUGUCUCUGCAUCGUGGCCGGUGCGCUGCAAGCUGGAUCUGUCCAUAUAGCGAUGUUCCUGGUCGCUCGGUUCUUGAUGGGGAUGGGCGUUGGCAUGGUCAACGUCAUCACACCACUGUAUCAAUCUGAAGUCUCCCCUGCUCAUUCCCGAGGAAGGAUGGUCGGCAGCCAUGGCUUCGUCCUCUGCGUCGGUUAUGGUCUUGCGGGAUGGACAGGCUACGGCUGCUACUUCUUGAAGAGUCAAGUCGCUCAAUGGCGCCUAUGCUUAGCCCUUCAGAUCGUGCCACCUUUAGGUCUCCUGAUCGGAUCUUGGUGGGUGCCAGAAUCCCCUCGCCAUUUAGUGGCCACGGACCAACAGGAGGCUGGGUUCGCGAUCCUCAAGCGACUCCACCACCAUCCGGACGACGAAGACGACACCAUCGCUCGUGAGGAACUUUACCAAAUCCGCCUGCAGCUGGACUUGGAGAAGCGACAAGGUUGGAGACAGGGUUGGAUCAAGGGCUGGAUCCUGCUGUUCACCAGGAAAUCAUACCGGAAGCGCAUGCUCUUUGGCUUUUUACUGCUCGGUUUGGUCCAAAGCACGGGCUGCCUUGUGAUUAACAAUUACCAAGUUCUUCUCUACAAUGGCCUCAGCCUUUACGGAUCGAUGCCGUUAUUGCUGUACGCCUUGUGGGAUACUUGGGCUGCGAUCAUGAAUCUUGUCAACGCGCUGCUGCUGGAUAAGGUCGGUCGUAUUCCAAUCAUGGUUAUCGGGCAGAUUGGGUGCGCCGUCUCCGUUGCCGGUUUCACGGCUUGCCUCGCAAGAUACGGCGGCACUGACAACCGCCUCGGAAAUGGUUUCGGUGUCUUCUUUCUCUACCUCUUUGUCACGUUCUUCGGCGGCUCAAUGGACGCCUCCUCAUACGUCUACUCAUCCGAGAUCUUCCCCACCUCGAUCCGUGCUCAGGGCGCCGGGUUCAGCGUCUCCGGGUUGUUCGCCUUCAGCUUGAUCUACACCAUGUGUGCUCCGGUUGCCUUUAACAAUAUCGGCUGGAAAUAUUACCUCAUCUUCAUCAUCGUCCCGCUGUUCGGAGCGACAAUCAUGUACCUAUUCUACCCGGAGACCAAGGGUUUGGCUCUCGAAGAGAUCGCCGCGAAGUUUGGAGAUGAGGUCGCUGUCAAUAUCACGGAUCUCUCCGCUGAAGAGAGGGCCAAACUUGACAAGAGUCUUGUCAACACGGAUAUCAUUGAGCUGGAGGUGAAAGUCUAG
This is a messenger RNA of Cladophialophora carrionii CBS 160.54, 1569 nucleotides long. RefSeq lists its product as uncharacterized. Gene Ontology annotation, biological process: carbohydrate transport; transmembrane transport. Gene Ontology annotation, cellular component: membrane. The transcript has 5 exons. The coding region runs from base 1 to 1569 and encodes 522 amino acids. Lineage: Eukaryota; Fungi; Ascomycota; Eurotiomycetes; Chaetothyriales; Herpotrichiellaceae. Gene Ontology annotation, molecular function: carbohydrate:proton symporter activity. The record is from RefSeq and is a predicted model, not a curated record.